Rhincodon typus (whale shark) is the source of this 1125-nucleotide messenger RNA. RefSeq names its product small integral membrane protein 20 (gene smim20). Bases 72 to 275 code for a protein of 67 amino acids. The record is from RefSeq and is a predicted model, not a curated record. The transcript is spliced from 3 exons. Gene Ontology annotation, biological process: mitochondrial respiratory chain complex IV assembly. Lineage: Eukaryota; Metazoa; Chordata; Chondrichthyes; Orectolobiformes; Rhincodontidae. Gene Ontology annotation, cellular component: mitochondrial inner membrane.
GUACUGAGACGGAUAUCGGAUGUAAUUGUCGGGGCGGAAGAAUCGUCCAUUCCGCUCUGUCCGCGUGCACCAUGGCUGGGCAUGCGCGUGUGGUCUUGUUGUUCGGUGGCUUCGCCGCUCUGUUGGGAGCCGCCUUUUACCCCAUCUACUUUCGGCCGCUGAUUUACACCGAGCAGUACAGGCAGGAACAAAAGGUGAACCGAACUGGAAUAAAGCAGGAGGAAAUUCAGCCUGGAGGAAUGAAAGUCUGGUCUGACCCCUUCAAUAGGAAGUAAUCUCACUAUUGACCAUUGAUAAAUGAAGAAUUCUUCAGAGAUUGAAUAUUUUAUGCAAUUAUGUCACCGUGAUAUGGAGAAAGAAUUCUAAUAUGCUGUGUUCAUCACUUCAUUUAAUUUGUUAAAGAUAACAUUUACACUGUUUGAAAUGUCUUUGCAUUUAAAUUCUCCAAUUGUCUAUGUUCUCCUGUAUAAUGUUGCCACAACUAAAAUAGAUAUUUUUCUUGAACUGCAAUUUUGUGAUUCUACUCAAAUUCAAACUAUAUAGUUAACACAUUUAUGAAGCAUAAUGUUAAAUCUACAAGGAAAACAACAUUGUUAAGCCUUUAUAUCAAAUAACACCAUAACUUUAAUAUAAUAAAGCUGUAAGGAUUAAUAAAAUGUUCAACCUGUGGCUCCAGAUAUUCCAAUGAAAGACAUGAAAAUUAUGUGUAAAUCAGUUGUUAAAUUCUUAUCUCAGAAACUUGGAAAAACAACAGUCCCUAAAGUUUCAUAAUUAUACAGAUUUACUUCUUUAAAAAAACUGUGAAUAAUUAAAAUAACCUGAAGUAAAUCUUGUGGACAUUCUACUUAAAUAAGAAAAUAUGUUACAGGGUAAAGUUUUGCAGUGCAGUAGAACAUAGUUCUGUAAAAUCAUGAAGCUUCCAUAUCUAGCUUUUCUAGUGCCUCAUAGGUGGAAAAAUGUUGAGUGAAAAGCUGCUGAAUUUCCAAGGAUGUGUGCUGUCCUUUUAAAUUUAUCUUGUAUAUGUAUUUUCUACUUAUACACUACUUAAAUGCGUGUUUUGUCUAAUGCAUGAGUGCUGUGAAGUGUUUCAUUGAAUAAAAAAAUGCUACAGUCGUGCUCACCUGA